Molecule: messenger RNA, 675 nt
Organism: Ipomoea nil (Japanese morning glory)
Lineage: Eukaryota; Viridiplantae; Streptophyta; Magnoliopsida; Solanales; Convolvulaceae
Product: germin-like protein subfamily 1 member 17
Exons: 2
Coding region: 1-675 (224 amino acids)
Cellular component (GO): cell wall
Molecular function (GO): manganese ion binding
Source: RefSeq, a predicted model, not a curated record
AUGGCGAUUAACACAACAUUAACCUUAGCCAUUAUUAUUGCUUUAGUUUCAUCAUUUGCUAAUGCCUAUGAUCCAAGCCCUCUUCAAGACUUCUGUGUUGCGGCAAAUGACCCCAAAACCACUGUUUUUGUUAAUGGAAGAGUUUGCAAAGACCCAAAACUUGUAACUCCAGAAGAUUUCUUCACAACAGGUCUUAAUGCUUCCACAUUACCGGCAGCAUUCCCCGGCUCAACAUUUAGUUCGGCUAGUAUUAACAAUUUACCUGCAUUAAACACACUUGGUCUCACUUUGGUUCGCAAUGACUAUGUGGUUGGUACUGUUGUUCCACCCCACAUUCACCCUCGAGCAACUGAGCUUGCCAUUGUCUUGAAAGGUACUUUCUACUUUGGAUUUGUAACGGCUGAUCCAAGCGAUCCGACAAAGAAUCGAGUCUAUGCAAAAACGUACAACGUUGGAGAUGUUUUUGUUACCCCUCAAGGUCUUAUUCACUUUGGGGCUAACAUUGGAGCUGGGAAUGGAAGUACUUAUGCAGUUUUCAAUAGCCAAAGUCCUGGGUUUAAUUUUGUAUCGGAUCAGCUUUUUAGAUCUGACCCGCCCAUCUUAGAUGAUGUAUUAGCCAAAUCUUUUCGUGUGGAUGAGAAAGUGAUAAAGCAAAUUAGAGCACAAUUCUCUUAG